AUGGCGUCUGUCAACACGCCGGCUAAUCCAAAGACGCGUGCGACCUCACACUGGGGGCCUGGCUACAUUCUCACCAUCCCUCAUACAAUCAUAUCUCCCCUCAUACGUCGGGACGCACCCGGCCACGUAUGGGGUCUGUCAACACGCCGGCUAAUCCAAAGACGCGUGCGACCUCACACUGGGCCUGGCUAUAUUCUCACCAGCCCUGGCCUGGCUACAUUCUCACCAGCCAUCAGACAAUCAUAUCUCCCCUCAUACGUCGGGACGCACCCGGCCACGUAUGGGGUCUGUCAACACGCCGGCUAA
Prunus armeniaca (apricot) is the source of this 306-nucleotide messenger RNA. The record is from the annotation of a GenBank genome assembly. Lineage: Eukaryota; Viridiplantae; Streptophyta; Magnoliopsida; Rosales; Rosaceae.